Molecule: messenger RNA, 635 nt
Organism: Cuscuta europaea
Lineage: Eukaryota; Viridiplantae; Streptophyta; Magnoliopsida; Solanales; Convolvulaceae
Source: the annotation of a GenBank genome assembly
CGAUGGAGUGAGUGGUAUUCGUGAGCACAUCAUGAAAAUGUCUGAUAUGUCCAAUAAACUUAAAAGCAUGGACAUGGAGAUCAGUGAAGGUUUCCUCGUUCAUUUCAUAAUGACUUCUCUACCUGCAUCAUAUGGUCCGUUCAAGAUCAAUUACAACACGCAGAAAGAGAAGUGGACAAUGAGCGAGUUGAUUGCUAUGUGCGUUCAAGAAGAAGGGCGCCUUAAAACUGAAAAAACAGAUGUUGCUCAUCUCACCACCACAAACUCAAAGAAAAGGAAAGGUAACCGUCAAGGAGGAAGAAAAGGUUAUACUUCUAAGGUCCCAAAGAUAGGUGCAAACGAGAGCUCCGGUCCCUACUGCAAGUUUUGUCGCUUCAAGGGGCAUUACCAGAGGGAGUGCCCUAAGUUUAAGGCAUGACUGACUAAGAAAGGGAUUCCAUUCAAUCCGGACAUUGAGAAGAAAGCAAAGAGUGAUUAAGGUGGGCAAUGGAGAAGAAUUAGAAGUGAAGGCCAUUGGAACUAUCUCAUUAAUUUUAGAGAGUGGCUUCAUUCUUCAUCUUCGUGAUGCUCUUUAUGUACCUAAUAUUACUCGUAAUUUAGUGUCUGUAUCGAAACUAAGUGCUGAUGGUUUUACA